GAAUUGGUAGCGGUCAUCAAGAUCCAACCAUCAGCAGAAUCAUUCCCUGCCGAACUAGCAGCGGCAGCUGAUGCAAAAUCAGAAUGUUACUCACAAACACCAGCUUUUAAGAUCUCAGACAUCUCCUCCUUUAGCAAUGUCAUUUGCUCCAUCAACGGAACCACAACUUCCCCAGGUCUUGAUGUUUCAUUGAUGGUACAGAAUCAUGCUCUCCUCUAAAGCCCUCCAGAGGCAGCAGGCAUGGCUAUCACUUCAUCACUGCAGCCUAAGCAACACAGCAGACGAAUUACCGUGUGUCUGAAGAAGGGAAAAAUGGAGGAAAUGACACUUCAAAUAUGGAAGGAGAGAGGAAGGCCGAUAUGGUUGGAGGACAGAUCCCAUUAACUGAUGGGCAGUCAGUUGUGUUCUUUCGGCAAGAUUUAACAGACUCCUCUGUUUCAACAAUGCCUGUGAACAAUGUUGUUGAUAGCUCAGCCCGAACUCUUAACCUUGGGUCCACUCUUGCUCGGACCUCAGGCUCUGCUAUGUCAGCUACUAUUGGCAGUGUAAAUGCACCAAGUAUACAACAACAGAUGCAGCGGAAUCAGCAGCAGCAGCAGCAGCAGCACUUAACAAAGUAUGCACAGCAACAGGCUCAAAUAAUCUACACUAAUGCUUUUAUGCAAGCUCAAGCUCAAGCUCAAGCUCAACAUGUGGCAAAUUCAACAAGCUUUGCAUCAGCAGCUAGUGGGUUUCAUCUGCAAAGACAUCGCAAUGAGCAGCGACCAGAAUGCAUCGGCAACCUCUUUUACAAGGAUGUUGUUGUUAUGUCAUCCAGUCAUGUAAAUUUUUGUGACUCCCAACCUCCUAGCAACCACGAGAGGAUGUUUCUAGUUUUUUUCUUCAACAACUAAUGCUGAGAAAACA
Messenger RNA from Populus euphratica (Euphrates poplar), 906 nucleotides. RefSeq names its product protein TIME FOR COFFEE-like. Gene Ontology annotation, biological process: regulation of circadian rhythm. The record is from RefSeq and is a predicted model, not a curated record. The transcript is spliced from 2 exons. NCBI's taxonomy places the organism in Eukaryota, Viridiplantae, Streptophyta, Magnoliopsida, Malpighiales, Salicaceae. Bases 336 to 893 code for a protein of 185 amino acids. Gene Ontology annotation, cellular component: nucleus.